GGCGGGCGGGAAGGGAGCGGAGACACAACAAAUAUGGCGGCUACUGCUGCGACGCUGACGAACGCUGAGGCGGUGGUGGCGGCGGCGGCGACGGUAGUGAAAAAGGCUGUGGGGAUCCCUCGGUGCGGUUGCCAGGAGAUAUAACAGACUUUCAACUUAAAGAAAGAAAGAAAAAAGCACCAAGAUGGGUGAAAAGAAACCAGAGCCUUUGGAUUUUGUAAAAGAUUUCCAGGAAUACCUGACACAGCAGACGCAUCAUGUGAACAUGAUUUCAGGAUCAGUUAGUGGGGACAAAGAAGCAGAGACUCUUCAGGGAGCUGGAACAGAUGGUGAUCAAAACGGACUUGAUCACCCAUCUGUUGAAGUUUCCCUGGAUGAAAACUCAGGAAUGUUAGUAGACGGGUUUGAAAGGACCUUCGAUGGGAAGCUCAAGUGUCGGUACUGCAACUAUGCCAGCAAAGGAACAGCCAGGCUCAUUGAGCAUAUCAGAAUCCACACAGGCGAGAAGCCUCACAGGUGUCACUUAUGUCCAUUUGCAUCUGCUUACGAGCGCCACCUGGAAGCCCAUAUGCGCUCUCACACUGGGGAAAAACCAUACAAAUGUGAAUUGUGUUCCUUCCGCUGCAGUGACCGAAGUAACCUGUCCCACCAUCGAAGGCGCAAACAUAAAAUGGUACCAAUUAAAGGUACUAGGUCUUCCUUAAGCAGCAAGAAAAUGUGGGGAGUUUUACAAAAGAAAACAAGCAAUCUGGGGUAUAGCAGAAGAGCACUAAUCAACUUAAGUCCACCUUCCAUGGUGGUCCAGAAACCAGACUACCUUAAUGAUUUUACACACGAAAUCCCAAAUAUUCAGACUGACUCCUAUGAAGCUAUGGCUAAAACUACACCAACUGGUGGCCUGCCAAGGGACCCCCAAGAACUCAUGGUUGACAACCCUUUGAAUCAGCUCUCUACUUUAGCAGGACAGUUGUCCAGCUUGCCACCAGAAAACCAAAACCCUGCCUCUCCUGAUGUAGAUCCCUGCCCUGAUGAAAAGCCUUUCAUGAUUCAGCAGCCCUCUGCCCAGGCAGUUGUCUCUGCUGUGUCAGCAAGUAUUCCUCAGAGCUCCUCCCCCACAAGUCCUGAACCUCGGCCGUCGCAUAGUCAGAGGAACUACAGUCCAGUGGCAGGGCCCAGCAGUGAACCAAGUGCCCACACCAGUACUCCCAGCCUAGGAAACAGCCAGCCAAGCACUCCAGCUCCAACCCUGCCGGUCCAGGAUCCUCAGCUUCUACACCACUGCCAGCACUGUGAUAUGUACUUUGCAGACAAUAUCCUUUACACUAUUCACAUGGGAUGCCAUGGGUAUGAAAAUCCUUUUCAGUGUAAUAUAUGUGGAUGCAAAUGUAAAAACAAGUAUGAUUUUGCCUGCCAUUUUGCAAGAGGGCAACAUAACCAGCACUGAACACAAUCAACAUUGUUCUCACUUGAUUUGGCCUUUUGGGAGUUUGUAGUUUGGUUUUUAGUUUGAUCAUCCCUAAUAAGGUAUAUGCUAAUUUAAAAUUUAUACAUUCUAGUCUAUAAAAUAGAAGUUUGAUAGUGAAAAAGGGUUUUGUUAACUUUUCAUAAAAGUCUGGUCAGGGUUAUUUAUGCAUUAGCUAGUGAGGUGCAUCGAUGUCUUUUCCAUUUAGACUUAUGAGAGUUAAAGUACAGUCUAAAUCAGUUUCCUACACUUGUCCAUAAGGACUCCCAGGGUUAUCUGUACUCCUGAUGCUUCAGGAUAUACAUUACAGCUAACGUUCUUUCUGCCAUAUGUCAAAAUGGCACAAUAAACUUCUCAUAAAAUCUUUUAUAACAUUUCAGUGUUUAUAGACAAACUGCCUUUAAGUUUGCUCCUAAUUAAAAUACUAUUUUCAUUCACAUAAGUUGAAUUAGUUUCAUUACAACCAAAACUAGUAGUAAUUUCAGUGUAAUAAAUACUUCUCUUCAAGGAGAAGUAUAAAACAGUUCUUUUCAAAUUUAAGUUAUAAAAUGAAAAUCUUGGAAGUUGAAAUUUGAGGCUAAAUUGAAAAUUGUGUUUGGUAUUUGAGAUAUCUGUUCAUUUAAUGUGUAAACAUGUUAGUUUUUAGUUUUUCAUUUAUAUAUGUAUUUAUAUAUUUUGAGUAUUAUUUUAAAGCCACAGAUAAGUAUACUAGAGUGCUAGAUGCCUUUUUUCAAUCUGAAUCUUUCAUUUAAAUUCUGCAUUCAUCUAUUACUGGUGUCAGGUAAGAUUGACAGCCACACUGAUUAUUUUAUUCUUCCUAGUCUUUGAUGACCAAAGAGGAAGUGAGCUCAUCCAUCCUAUUACGAUGCUUCCAAACAGCCUCCAGAGUCUCCUUUUCUGCCUUCUGUACAUAAUUGCCCAUAAUGUCCACGAAGGGUUGGUCUAGAAACCCAGAGAUGUAAUAGUGAGGAAGCAGCUACACACCCAGAGCAUGCCCAGACAGAGCCUACUUGCCUCUCCAGAGCAGAGUAGGCCAUGGAAGUCCUCCCUGUGAGUCUUUAUGGACAGAGACGGUGAGACAGUCACCACAGUGGGAAAGGGUAGAGUUCUUAUGAAGCACAUUUCAAUGUGACAGUUAACUUACUUAGAAUUAGAGUGGUUCAUUUUAUAUAGGAAGCCAUUAUUUUUGUAUUGUGUAAUAAGUAGCUUACUCUGAAGAGAGCCUGGCAAAACAAUAAAACAUUGUCACUUA
Molecule: messenger RNA, 2714 nt
Organism: Mus pahari (shrew mouse)
Lineage: Eukaryota; Metazoa; Chordata; Mammalia; Rodentia; Muridae
Gene: Ikzf5
Product: IKAROS family zinc finger 5
Exons: 4
Coding region: 185-1444 (419 amino acids)
Biological process (GO): regulation of transcription by RNA polymerase II
Cellular component (GO): nucleus
Molecular function (GO): DNA-binding transcription factor activity, RNA polymerase II-specific; RNA polymerase II transcription regulatory region sequence-specific DNA binding
Source: RefSeq, a predicted model, not a curated record